GAGGCCGAGAAGAUUCAACUCGCGGCUUCGGGGGAGAAGACCGCGGCGGAACUGGCCAAGGUCCAAGAAGAAGCGGCAAGGUUGCGGACGAGGGUCAGAGACCUGGAGGAUCAGGUAUCGAAGCUUACCACGGAGACCAAGGGGCUCCGCGAGGAAAUUGAGCUCCGGGGAUCACAGUACAACAAUGCGCAAGGGUUGCUUGGUAGCAUGAGAGAUCAGACCGCUGAGAUGGCGAUGCAGCUGAAGGAAGCAAAAGAGCAAGCCGAAAGUCUCGAAGAGGAACUCGGGGAGGUGCAGAGACUACUAAGUGAACGUACCCGGGAAGGGGAGACGAUGCGACGUCUCCUCGCCGAUGUGGACGACCGAGCUGAUGCCAAGGUGCGUGAGAUGCGAGAACGGAUGGAAACGGCCAUCGAGGAACGCGAUCGCGCAGAAGACGAAGCAAGCACCAACGCACGGCGCCGUGCUCGCGAAGUGGAGGAGCUGAAGACCAAAAUCCGGGACUUUGAACGAGAUCUCAAGCGCGCCACGGACGAUCGAGACGAGCUUCUCCAGUCGGAGAAAGAGUGGAAGCGGCGACGCGACGAGCUGGAAGGCGUCUCUGAGAGGGCAUCGCAAGAAGUCAACGAGAUCCGCUCGGCGAUGGGCGAGCUUCGUUCGGCCCUCGAUGGCAGCGAGAAGCAGGUCCGGGAUGCGGAAAAGCAACGCACGAACCUGCGAAAGCUCCUGGACGACGCCAACCAGCGGUACGAGAAGCUGCAGAAAGAGUACAAAGCGCUCCAAGCCAAGCAGAUCCGGCUCCACGACGUGCCGUCGCGCGGCUCGCUGGAUUCUGGGCGGACGGGCAGCCCGGGGCCGGCGAAUGGCGGCGCAGUGGGGCCGGGGAAGAUGGAUUAUGUAUACCUCAAGACCAUCCUGCUGCAGUUCCUGGAGCAGCGGGAUAAGAAGCGGCAGGCGGAUCUAGUGAACACGGUGCUUGGCCAGCUGCUCCAUUUCGACAAAAAGGAUCAGGAGAAGUGGAUCGCGGCCAUCUCGGCCAGGUGAGCUUGAACGCCUCGAAUCGAAGGGGGAUGGCGAUGGCGAUGGCGAUGGCGCGGCUAUCUUGUAUUUCUAUGCUGGAGGGAGGCUGAGACAGCGGGCGGUCGGAUGGAUCACGCAUGCAUAGGGAAUCGUCGGGCGCGCUGCGCAUCCCUCUUGUACGCUACAGUAUCAUACAUACAUUUCCCACAUGUAUUCACGACAUAUUUUCUUGAUUCUGCUCUCCCCCUUUUUUGAUCAAAGGAAAUAUACGUGAUGAUGAUGAUGGCACGUCCAAGGAACCCUUUUUUUCGCAUGCGAUGAUGAAACUCGUAGUCUAGUCACCAUUCCGCUCUCUAUCUAUACCGUCUUCUAUUCUCCUUCC
Amorphotheca resinae ATCC 22711 is the source of this 1402-nucleotide messenger RNA. RefSeq lists its product as hypothetical. The record is from RefSeq and is a predicted model, not a curated record. NCBI's taxonomy places the organism in Eukaryota, Fungi, Ascomycota, Leotiomycetes, Helotiales, Amorphothecaceae. Bases 334 to 1044 code for a protein of 236 amino acids. The transcript is spliced from 2 exons.